Molecule: messenger RNA, 2268 nt
Organism: Vitis riparia (riverbank grape)
Lineage: Eukaryota; Viridiplantae; Streptophyta; Magnoliopsida; Vitales; Vitaceae
Product: glutamyl-tRNA reductase 1, chloroplastic-like
Exons: 3
Coding region: 250-1887 (545 amino acids)
Biological process (GO): tetrapyrrole biosynthetic process
Molecular function (GO): NADP binding; glutamyl-tRNA reductase (NADP+) activity
Source: RefSeq, a predicted model, not a curated record
UUCCACCCGCCAAUCAGAAAACAGAGAAAUCACAAUCCCUUGCGAUUGCCUGAUUGGGGCUUGGUCAAUAUUUUCCACUGCUCCCACCCAACUCCUCCUCCUCACUCCUAAUCUUUCUCUUUCUCUCACCCAGAAUUAACAACAAUUCCAUUAACACAUUUCACGAGCUCUAAACCUCCAUCUCUCUCUCUCUCUCUCUCUCUCCCCCUGAUUUCUAGGGUUAGGGUUUUGGGAGCAGUGCAGUGCGCCAUGGCUGUGUCCAGCAGUCUCGCUGCCUCAUUUACGGGGGCCAAAUUGGAGACUCCUCUAUUCUUGAAUUUGGUCUCAUCCUCGAGGUCUUCUUCUCAAUAUCGCAUUUUCUGCAAGCCCGCCCGCAUUCGGCAAUCCCUAAUUCAGAGAGGGGCUUCCUUAAAUUCUAGGUGUGAGGUUGCGUCUGACGCCUUGGUUGACACCGAUUCCACCAGGUCUUCCAGCGUCUCUGCUCUUGAACAGCUCAAGACCUCUGCUGCUGACAGGUAUACAAAGGAAAGGAGCAGCAUUGUGGUCAUUGGCCUUAGUAUUCAUACUACACCUGUUGAAAUGCGUGAAAAGCUUGCAAUUCCAGAGGCUGAGUGGCCACGAGCCAUUGGUGAGCUGUGUAACUUGAAUCAUAUAGAAGAAGCUGCUGUUCUCAGUACCUGCAACAGGAUGGAGAUAUAUGUUGUAGCUCUAUCCCAGCAUCGCGGGGUUAAAGAAGUGACUGAAUGGAUGUCAAAGACUAGUGGGGUUCCUGUUUCAGAGCUUUGUCAUCACCGGUUUUUGCUGUAUAACAAGGAUGCUACACAGCACCUGUUUGAGGUAUCUGCUGGGCUAGACUCUCUUGUCCUAGGAGAAGGUCAAAUCCUUGCUCAAGUUAAACAGGUUGUAAAAGUUGGGCAAGGUGUUGUUGGCUUCGGGAGGAACAUUAGUGGGCUGUUCAAGCAUGCAAUCACUGUUGGAAAGCGGGUUAGAACUGAGACAAACAUUGCUGCUGGUGCAGUUUCUGUAAGCUCAGCUGCUGUGGAACUGGCCCUCAUGAAGCUUCCUGAAUCCUCACAUGCUACCGCCAGAAUGUUGGUGAUUGGUGCGGGCAAAAUGGGGAAGCUUGUAAUCAAACACUUGGUGGCAAAAGGAUGCACAAAGAUGGUCAUCGUGAAUCGAGGUGAGGAAAGAGUUGCCGCAAUCCGAGAGGAGAUGAAGGAUGUUGAAAUAAUCUACAGACCUCUUACAGAAAUGCUAGCCUGUGCUGCUGAAGCAGAUGUGGUUUUCACUAGCACUGCAUCAGAAACCCCUUUGUUUUUGAAAGAGCAUGUUAAGGAUCUCCCUGUUGUUGGUCAGGAUGUUAGGGGUUUGAGGCUGUUUGUUGAUAUCUCUGUUCCUAGAAAUGUCAGUGCAUGUGUCUCAGACCUUGAAACUGCACGAGUUUACAAUGUUGAUGACCUGAAGGAGGUUGUGGCUGCUAAUAAAGAGGAUCGACUCCGAAAAGCAAUGGAAGCUCACGCAAUUAUCACAGAGGAAUCGAAACAAUUUGAAGCUUGGAGAGAUUCGCUGGAAACUGUUCCCACUAUCAAGAAAUUAAGGGCCUAUGCCGAAAGAAUCAGAGUCGCAGAGCUGGAGAAAUGCUUGUCAAAGAUGGGUGAUGAUAUCUCAAAGAAAACAAGGAGAGCUGUGGAUGAUCUUAGCAGAGGUAUAGUGAACAAGCUCUUACAUGGUCCGAUGCAGCACCUGAGAUGUGAUGGCAGCGACAGCCGGACCCUGAGUGAGACCCUUGAAAAUAUGCAUGCUCUCAAUCGAAUGUUCAGCCUUGAGACAGAGAUAUCUUUGUUGGAACAGAAGAUUCGAGCCAAGGUGGAACAAACACAGAAGUAAGCUCCUGUCUCAAAUGUCUCCAAUAACACAUCUUUCACUUCCUCAAAUUUGAAUAAGGGGAAAACUUCCUCACCUGUCAGUAGUAGUAUUAUUACUGUUGUAAUCUUCAUUCAAAUAGAUAAACAGUAAAGGUCCCUGUGGGGAAAAAUUCAUUUGUUGGUAGUACCCUUUUGCUUAACUCUCAUUCGGGUUUCCUUCACGUCCAAGUGUGUUCUUUGGUUGCCAUUCGGCCUCGUUGGAUACAAAUGAGGAUUUAUAAGGUGAGCUUAAUCCAUGUACUGGAUGUUGUGUCCCAACUCUAUGGUCUGUAUCUGGAAUUCUAUCAUUCCAUGUAAUUAAUCUACUGAUUAUUUCAAUUCUGAGAUUUACAUGCUAUUUUGC